Molecule: messenger RNA, 1283 nt
Organism: Papilio machaon (common yellow swallowtail)
Lineage: Eukaryota; Metazoa; Arthropoda; Insecta; Lepidoptera; Papilionidae
Product: cysteine and histidine-rich protein 1 homolog
Exons: 6
Coding region: 156-1196 (346 amino acids)
Cellular component (GO): nucleus
Source: RefSeq, a predicted model, not a curated record
UUGAUUUAACUACUUCGUUGAUUCUUUGACUCAAAGACCAUCCCUAUUCUGUUUAUUUUAUUGGGUGAAUUUGACGUUUCUUGAUCUGAUUUUGAUUUCUUAUAUCGUAGUGUUAUUUUGUUUAGUAAUCAAAGUUUGUGUAAAUUUUUAUAAAAAUGACAGAUAUUACCGACAAUGAUCCAAUGUCAUCAUCUAGCGAAAACAAAGAUUCUGAUAUGAAAGACGACGCCCCUUUAGCUAAAAAGCGUAAAAUGGUGCCAGAGAAUGAGCAAUGUGAGAAACUGGAGCACAGAUUGUGUGGUAUUUUAUGCUGCGCAGUUUGUCUGGAACUACCUCCGGCCGCUGUGUAUCAGUGUACAAAUGGGCAUCUUAUGUGCGCGCCUUGUUUUACUCAUUUGCUGGCGGAUGCGCGGCUGCGCGACGAGGCCGCCACCUGCCCCAACUGCCGAGUGGCCAUCUCGGCCAGCUCGGCCUCGCGCAACCUGGCCGUUGAGAAGACCGUCUCCGAACUGCCCUCAGAAUGCCGGUACUGCGCGCGCCUCUACCCGCGUCACGCGCUACGCAACCACGAGGAAAAUCUGUGUAACGAAAGAGUGACGGGCUGCAAGUACGCAUGCAUCGGGUGCACGUGGCGCGGGCCGGCGCACGAGGCGCGCGGCCACGAGGCGGGCUGCGAGCACCCCGCGCGCUCCGCCGCCGACCUGGUGUCGCUGCUGGCGGAGCGCGAGCGCCGCGCGCAGGACGCCGCCGCCGUCCACGAACAGAUCCUCGAUCUCCUCUCCUACGAAAAGAUCACCAUUAACGACUUGCAGCUGAAGCCGUACCACACGGAGGAGUUGGUGCACAAGCUGUACUACGAGUCGGCGCGCUUCUCCGCCUUCGGCCAGCAGUGGGUGGUGAAGGCGUUCGUGAACCGCGACCGGGGCGACCCCACGCAGAGCGCGCAGCGAGACAUCACGUACCAGCUGCUCCUGAAGAGCAAGGCGGGGAGCGCGCUGGGCGUGCAGUGGAUGUGCGCGCGCGGGCCGUGGGGCGAGGCGCGCAUGUCUGCGCACGUGGCGACGCACACAUUCCGCGAGGAGACGCCGGACUCUCCGCCGCUGCCGCUGCCGCUGGCCGAGCCGCGCGACGCCAACCGGCUGCUGGCCGCGCGGCCGCUGCACUGCAGACUCAUCAUGUUCCUGUCGGCGAAGUGAUCCCACCUCGCCACCCUCGCCACUCUCGCCUCAGCAAUCAAACAAUAUUCCGCGCACUCAAAUGUCACCAUUUAAAUAACCUUUGAU